AUGAUGAAAUUUUUUUACAAAAUCAAUCUGAAAGCAAAAAAGGAGGGGAUUUUGAUUUUUUUGAGUAUUAUUGAAAGUAAUCGUGAAAAUGCCGGGGCACGGGGAUUUGGACAGGCAGAUAGAACAAUUGAUGGAGUGCAAGCCUCUGUCGGAAGCGGAGGUGAAGACCUUGUGCGAUCAGGCCAGGGCGAUUCUGGUGGAAGAAUGGAAUGUUCAGCCGGCGGCAACGCUCCUGACACCAAUUACCUCUUCAUGGGGGACUACGUCGAUCGUGGAUACUACUCUGUGGAGACUGUCACGCUUUUGGUGGCUCUGAAAGUUCGUUAUAGAGAUAGAAUCACAAUUCUUAGAGGAAAUCAUGAAAGCCGGCAAAUCACUCAAGUGAAGUAUGGCAAUGCCAAUGUGUGGAAGUAUUUCACUGAUCUUUUUGAUUAUCUGCCCCUCACUGCACUUAUUGAGAGUCAGGUAUUCUGUUUGCAUGGAGGACUUUCACCAUCUCUUGAUACCUUAGAUAAUAUCCGAGCUCUGGAACGUAUACAGGAGGUUCCACAUGAAGGACCAAUGUGCGAUCUCUUGUGGUCUGAUCCUGAUGAUCGAUGUGGGUGGGGCAUAUCGCCCCGUGGUGCUGGCUACACCUUUGGACAGGAUAUAGCUUCUCAAUUCAACCAUACCAAUGGCCUCACUCUGAUUUCAAGAGCCCACCAGCUUGUCAUGGAGGGUUUCAACUGGUGUCAGGAAAAGAAUGUAGUAACAGUUUUUAGUGCUCCAAACUAUUGUUACCGCUGUGGAAACAUGGCUGCAAUCCUCGAAAUUGGAGAGAACAUGGAGCAGAAUUUCCUUCAGUUUGACCCAGCUCCUCGGCAAAUUGAGCCUGAUGCAACGCGCAAGACACCAGAUUACUUUUUGUGA
Messenger RNA from Fraxinus pennsylvanica, 909 nucleotides. The record is from the annotation of a GenBank genome assembly. Lineage: Eukaryota; Viridiplantae; Streptophyta; Magnoliopsida; Lamiales; Oleaceae.